Molecule: messenger RNA, 3197 nt
Organism: Callorhinchus milii (elephant shark)
Lineage: Eukaryota; Metazoa; Chordata; Chondrichthyes; Chimaeriformes; Callorhinchidae
Gene: ell
Product: elongation factor RNA polymerase II
Exons: 12
Coding region: 27-1877 (616 amino acids)
Biological process (GO): positive regulation of transcription elongation by RNA polymerase II; transcription elongation by RNA polymerase II; snRNA transcription by RNA polymerase II
Cellular component (GO): transcription elongation factor complex
Molecular function (GO): cis-regulatory region sequence-specific DNA binding
Source: RefSeq, a predicted model, not a curated record
GGGAGGGGGAAGCGGCGCGAGGCAAGAUGGCGGCGCUGAAGGAGGAGCAGAGCUACGGGCUCUCCUGUGGCAAACUCACAUCGGGGAAUAACAUCUCGGUCCUUCACGUUAAACUCACCGACACCGCCCUCAAGGCGCUCGAGGCCUACCAGAACCGCAAGGGCACUGUUUCCCCCCAGCCCGGAAUUCGCUUUGAAGGAAACAAAGGGCGAAUCACCAUCCCAAGGCCAGAUUGCCCGAAUGAGGUGCGGACCUUCACGUUUACCAAUGACGGCAGGGAUAAACCCCAGUGCAGCUUCGACUGUGUUCAGCAAUAUCAAUCCCGAUCUGGGAGUGUGCAGCUGGACUGUCUUGGAGGCAUACAGGAUAAAAUCACUGUGUGCGCUACCGACGACUCGUAUCAAAUGACGAGAGAGCGCAUGACACAAGCGGAGGAGGAAACCCGCAGCCGUGGAACCAUCGUUAUUAAACCAGGAAGGUGUGGAGUCCCAGUUAAAAAGUUUCAGCUCCGCAAACCGGCCCCUGGGGUCUCAGACACUGCUCCCCAAAGGAGACGGCCGAUCCCAGUUAACCUGGCAAACGCAAUGAAGAAAUGCGUCAACAACAGCAUUUCCCAGAGGCCCUUCCGAGACCGUGUCAUCCACUUACUGGCUCUGAAGCCUUACAAGAAACCAGAAUUAAUUCUUCGGUUGCAAAAGGAUGGAGUCAGUCAACAGGAUAAGGACUCGCUGGAAAACCUCCUGCAACAGGUAGCUAACAUGAACAGCAAGGAUGGUACCUUUACGCCGAAGGACUUUGUGUACAAAGAAAUUCAGAGAGACUGGCCUGGUUACUCUGAAGAGGACCAGCGGUUACUGAAGCGGGUCCUUGUAAGAAAAUUAUUCCAACCACCCAAUACCAGCGGGGGCUCGGGAGAGACACCAUCUUCGAGUCCAAAGGACAACGUGAAUUCUGCAUCGCCACCACAGAAACGACCUGUGCCCAAUGACUUCAUUGAUCCCCUGGCCAAUAAGAAGCCUCGGAUAUCUCUUCUGACGAGUCGCGUUCCUCCGACGUUAAACGGCCGGUUAAAUCCCUCCAAUGGGAAGGAAGCAGCAGCCCCGGCUCCAUCUGUCCCGCCAGCCACAGCCGAGUCGGUCAGCUCCACGUCCACUUUGCCGAUGUUAGCGGAGAUCAGGGGACCUCACGACCUCCUCUCGGACAUCAGCAAUGACUCCAGCCACAAUGGCAGGGACUGCGAGAGCCAGGAGGCUCCGGACAGGCCGAGCUGCCCGCUCCCGGCAGAGUUGCCACGGCCAAGUGAACAGAACGCUACGUCUCAUGUGAAAUCAAAGAAAAAAUCGAAAAAGCACAAAGACAAAGAGCGAACGAGGGAAAGGAAGAAUAGCGAGGAGGGGUGCGGAGGGCAGGCCAGGGACUUCGCUUUACUUCCAAGCUGCCAGGAGCAAAAGAAGGAGGCUCCGCCAAAGGGGACAGGGUUGAAUGGAAUGUGCAACAACUCAAGUGUUCCAACAUCAACGUCGGAAACACCGGAUUAUUUACUUAAGUACACAGCGAUUGCAUCGCAAGAACAGAGGCAAAGCUAUAAAAAUGACUUCAACGCAGAGUACAGCGAGUACCGGGAUCUCCACUCUAGGAUAGAGAGCAUAACGAGGCGUUUCACCCAGCUGGAUGCAGAACUCAAACAGCUCUCUCCAGGAUCAGGAGACUACAAGACUAUCCACGAUCAAAUUUUACAAGAGUAUCGUAAAAUUAAAAAGACAAAUCCCAAGUACAGCCAGGAGAAGUAUCGCUGUGAAUAUCUACACAAUAAGCUGGCUCACGUUAAGAAACUGAUAGCAGAGUAUGACCAGAAGCAGCUCCAGUCCUGGCAUUAGCAAGAAACUGAGCAUAUAAUUUUUUAAAGAGAAAAAUUGCAUCUAAUUGUGUUUCCAAUUUCCCCUUUGUAUGCCACAAGAGGAGGAUAAUCCGCUGAUUGAGGCCAGCACUAACUCUUAUUAGAGAAUCUUGGGGGAAACCAUGGUCAAUUAAUGUAUAAUGAGAAGAAUUUAGUGGUCUAAAGAGCAGAGGUCACAACUGGCUAAAAUGGAAACUGUAAACAAGAUUUGCUGUUCAUUAUGUAUCCCAUGACUCUUGAAACUUCCUCCUGGAGUGAAAUUAUUGCUGCUUUUUUCUCCAUUUGCCUUCUUCACAGUGUAAGGUAUUGUCAAGUAUUAUGUGUAAACUGUUGCCAGCCUUUUGAAUCUGGUGUGGGCUUGGCGCCUGUUUGUUUCAAGGCUGUCUGCACUGGUGAUGUGGCAUUAAGUGCCCUUUCUAUUUCUUCCCUGUUCAAAGUAUUUAAACUGUCCAUCGGGAAGACAGUGGCCUGAUGUAAUGGGUAAAGUAUCUCCUUCCAGUCCAGGACAUUCUUUGAGAUCACAUGUUGGGUUUAGGCCAUGUAGCAGGAAGCCAUUUAUGAUCCUAGAGGUCUCUGAACACAGACUAGUUGUCAGCUUUCAGUUUCCCUGUUUCUGUACUAUUAAUAUUACAAGUGGUGUACAUUCUUCAGGAUUGGUUUACUGACUGUUUAGCUGCCUAUAUGAGACCAUACAAUCCUGGCCUUAUAUUGAGCCCUGGCUGCGAGUCUGGGUGCCUGAACUUUCUUUGACGUGUCACUUACUGUUGGAAUAACCACGACUAUCCCUGAGGCAAGUAUCAGGAAAAUAAAAAUCACUUGUCCUGGUUAGCAUUGUGAUGUUCCAAUGUAAAGCUAUAGCAUGGUGUAUAAAACUAGUCAUUAACCAGUAUUAAUCACUGUGAUCCUGAUUAAUUAUCCAAACAAUUGAAGAGAAAAAAAACACAAAGGGGUGGGAAAUAAACCUAAAAUUGUCUCAAUUUUUGUAACGGCACAGAAUUGUGAUUAUCUGUUUUGAAUUAAUUUACUACUUCGGUAGAAGACACUGACCUCCCAUCUCGGUGACAUUGUACCAGAUGUUUUGGCCUCAAGACAGUAUCUGGCCAGUCAUGGUUGUGGUGAUUGGCUGAAUUGUACUUGUGCUCCAGUCAUGGCCUAGUAAAUUGCCAGAGACAGGAAGCAACAAAUUUCUCAUUUUGUUUCUCCCUGACAGGCAGCCAGGUGGGUGACUGCUGAUCCGUAGACUAACGCGGUCCAAAGCUGCUCUUUCUUGUCUCUCUCUCUCUUUCUCCUCCCCCACCCC